AAGACUCGAAAAUUUUCAAUCAGCCCUGGUGUCUUAGUAUAUUCAAGCUCAUAUUCCCUCAAUCAGCCAAUAGAGUAUCGAAAAUAUCAGAUUUACUAUUCUUACAGUCUUUGGAGAUUUUGUGAUUGUGUCUUCCUCUACAGAGGUUAGUGCUUGGUUUUUAUUUAUUUAUUUCGCUUGGCGAGGUUAAUUCAUUAAAUAAUUCAUUUAUUGAGAUAUUUAAUUCAAGAUGACAGGAUGGUUUAAAUUUCUUGAUUAAGUAAGACAGACGCAAGUCAAAGUUAUUUUAUUGAUUCAUUUAGGCACCAGACGAGUUGAGGUGUUUAUGGUAUCAUGUUUAAAUUGUCAGCGUGCACCUCUGAAAUUCGUGGUUCUUUCACAUUAGCUUGUCGUGUCUUGUUAUAAUAUGUCAUGUGGUGCUCAUGAUGUGUAAUGUGGUGCUCGCGAUAAUUAAAGUGGUGCCAUUGAUUAUGUUAUGCGAUGCUUGUAAUACCUUGUGGUGUUUAUGUGAAGAUUUAAAAAAAAAUAUUUUCACUCAGUAAUGAUGCAUGGAUAAUUAUAAAUUCUUGGAAUAUAAUUUGCCUGCAUUAUGAUCUCAGAUUAUAUUUAUAAGUUUCUUAAAGCGCAUAUUUAUUUAUUUAUUAACCUUUUCCAUUUUGCUUUACUGCCCAAUAUUCGGCUAAUUUGAAUUACUGUAAUCCAUUUGUUUUAGAAAUUUACCAGACAUGGACUUUUCAAAGCUUUGCAAGGAGUACUGUAAUGUCUAUGAUGUUCCAGGUAUAUAUUUUUAAAAAAAAUUAAUACUCGCAUAUUAUACUAAAUUUUAACUAUUCAUACAAUUUUUUUUCUUUGAAUUGUACUUUCAAAUAUUAGAAUAAAUUCAUAUGGUAGGAGACUCUCAGAGUGCUGGUGACCUGUCAAAGUAGUUGAAUUUGAAAUACUAAACAAAUCUCUUUUAAAAAUGUAGACAUGACGUCACCAAGUUUUGGUUAAUAGGCCUAUUCACGUAUGAAGUUUCUACACUUCUCAUUCAAUAUUUAAUUAACUGCCCCACCCCACCCCACACACACACCCUUUUCUAUCGCUCAUUGCAGGUGAACCCAAUCUUGACCUGCUCAAAUUGUCCAUUGAUGGUGACGUCACGUGGACCAACGUCACACCUCAGUUGGCGUCCCAAGAAGCUUCAACAAGACAGGUCAGUGUUUACGGCUUAUGUUUGGGCAUUCACUCAUUCGCCUUUUUCAUUUUUUAGAAACUUAUUAUUUCAUUCUUUUUUUUUUCUUCUUCGUUAUUUUAUCUGUAUAUGUAGUUGUUAUUUUUUCUGUAGAUGUUGUCGUUAUUUUAUCUGUAUAUGUUGUUGUUAUUGUAUCUUUAUAUGUUUUUUUUUUAUAAAUAUCUUUUAUAAUAAAUAAUAAAGCCUUUUUAGUUAUUUCUUUUUUGACAAAGCUGCAUCCAACAUAGCGCCCGCGGGCACCAUUAGUUCUAUGGUCACAUGCUUUCAUACCGACCGCGGGCACCAUUAGUUCUAUGGUCACAUGCUUUCAUAGCGACCGCGGGCACCGUACGUUCUAUGGCUAAAUGCUUUCAUAGCCCGCGAGCCCCAUACAUUUAUAGCGCCCUUAACAAUAUUUUUUGAAUAUCAUGUUAUUUGUUAAAAUAUAAUAUACAGUGACAAUCUUCACAAAUCUCCUAGACUUCCACAGCAGUAAGUCGAGGGGCAGCCAGACAGCACAGUUAACCUUAACCUUUUGCCAUGCAGCACUGUUAAACAUUAAUUUAUGUUGUUCCCAGUUAAACGUGAUGUACACACCAAACCAGAGAGAGCUCUACAGCGAUGUGGAGACAACCAAGGAGUCCGUCUGCAAGACCAAGGUGACAAUUCUUCAGGGCGUAGCGCCAGGUGAGUUGUAGCCAGCAGAAUGUAUAGAUAAAUGCAGUUAGAUGAAAUUGAGAUAGCUGACAUAUAAAGCUAUAGGAGCUGUACCUUGUUAAGACAAAGAACGCGUAAAGGUUUUGAAAAUCCAUAUCUUAAAGGCAGAUUACUCUUUAUUAGCCAAAUAUGGAAGACCUUUAAGACUGGUUCUUAAAAAUUCUACUGUAAAUAUAUAUAUAUAUAUUUUUUUUGGUAUCAAUUAUGAUCCCUGUGUAAUGUAAAACUUCCACAAUGUCAAAUGUACCGUUAAAUAUCAUAUCAUGUAUCAAAUCUAAAAUCAUUUCACGGUCGACUGAUGUCUCUGCUUCAGGUCUGAACAAACCACUGAAAGUUCCAACAUCGAAUCUGCCACCUUCCUUGGGGACAUACGUCGAGCUACAGCCAGGGAAAUCAAUCCACGAGAAAGAGGACAAGAUGACCGUUAGGUUGGGCAGCGCUCACAGAAUGGACAGCAGCAGACCGGCCCUGGCCACAGUCUCGGACAAAGAAACCUAUUUCAUUGGUAGGUCGAGUUCUUCAAAUCAUUGUGCUUCAGUGCAUGAUUAGGCCAAGUCGCUAAAAUAAAAAUGGUUAACUGCAUGAUUAGGUCAACUCGCUAAAAUACAAAUGUUUUCCUUUUAUUUGAAUGUAGACAAACCACUUUUUAAGAAAUUUCUAAAUGCCGAUUAUUCUGAUCGUUCAUUAGAAACAUUUCCAAAUCAAAUAUGUCAGUGACAUUUUAAGACAGUAAAUCAAAUAUGUCAGUGACAUUUUAAGACAGUAAAUCAAAUAUGUCAGUGACAUUUUAAGACAGUAAAUCAAAUAUGUCAGUGACAUUUUAAGACAGUAAAUGAAAUAUGUCAAUGACAUUUUAAGACAGUAAAUCAAGUAUGUCAGUGACAUUUUAAGACAGUAAAUCAAAUAUGUCAGUGACAUUUUAAGACAGUAAAUCAAAUAUGUAGGUGACAUUUUAAGACAGUAAAUCAAAUAUGUCAAUGACAUUUUAAGACAUUAUGUGAACGAAUACAUAGAUGAUAAUUGCAGUGCUUAGUUUUAAAGUGCAAUAUUUUUUUUUAAAUACUGCAUUACUGGUUUAAAUUAUAUUAAUUUAAUCAAGGAUAUUUGACUAAAACAAUUGCCGUUUUUUUUUUCCAAAGGUCGUUUUUCCUGUCAAGUCAAACUUGGUGGUAAAGUCUUAGUUCCACACCGAAAUGGCGCUGUUGAGGAAUUUGGAAUAGCAGACAUUGUCAAAGAUGUCAGGCGUUGGCCAGCGGCUAGCAAGCAAUCCGUGGAGGAUGAUGUCAAGGCCCUCAAGAUCCUGAAUGGUUCCGAUGGUGCAGCUGAGUAUGUCACGUGGACCGUUGCUGGCACGUGCGAGUUCCAGGGAGAUUUUGAACGGACCAUCCAGUGGAAAUAACUCUUUGCGAUUUUAUUUGUAUUUAUAUAGCUACAUGUAUGCUUACAUUGUUGGUGAUUGUUAUAAAAAGGGGGAAGGGGGGAAUAUAAAAAUAAAUAAUGGUGAU
Lymnaea stagnalis (great pond snail) is the source of this 3435-nucleotide messenger RNA. NCBI's taxonomy places the organism in Eukaryota, Metazoa, Mollusca, Gastropoda, Lymnaeidae. The record is from the annotation of a GenBank genome assembly.